CAAGCCAGGCAGUUGGUUGAGAGACUUGAGUUGGAUGAAGAAGGCGGGAAUCCAGUUCUCUUCCAUGUAGCUCUCCCAUCUCGCCCUCUGGCGGCUCCGGAUGGCAGGGGGAUUUCGAGCGGCUCCGGGCUGGCUCCACGGUGGGCCCUGAGCUUACACCGUUCCCUCACCCCCACCCCGGGGAGCACGGAGCCCCGGGGGUCGCCCCCGCCGCCCCGGCGUUCCAAAUGGAAGAGGAGGGGCCAGGGGCCACCGUGCAUCUGCUUUGCCUCGCGGCCUCCAGCGGGGUCCCCCUGUUCUGCAGGAGCAGUCGUGGCGGCGCUCCCACCCGUCAGCAGCUCCCCUUCUCUGUCAUCGGCUCCCUCAAUGGAGUCCACAUGUUUGGACAGAAUUUGGAGGUGCAACUGAGCUCGGCCAGGACUGAGGACACGACGGUGGUGUGGAGAAGUUUCCAUGACAGCAUCACCCUUAUCGUCCUGUCAUCUGAGGAAGACACCUCAGAGCUGAGGCUGGAGAGACUGCUCCAGAUGGUAUUUGGGGCCAUGGUUCUUUUUGUGGGACUUGAAGAACUGACAGAUAUCCGCAACGUAGAAAGACUGAAGAAGGAAUUAAGGGCCAGUUAUCACCUCAUUGACAGUUUUCUGGGGGAGUCUGAGCUCAUCGGGGACCUGACCCAGUGUGUGGACUGUGUGAUUCCUCCAGAGGGGUCCUUCCUGCAGGAAGCACUCUCCGGGUUCGCCGAAGCCACAGGCACAGCCUUCGUCAGUUUGGUGGUGUCGGGCCGAGUGGUGGCGGCUACAGAGAGCUGGUGGCGGCUCGGGACCCCCGAGUCUGUGCUGCUCCCCUGGCUAGUAGGGUCCCUGCCACUGCAGGCUGCUCGUGACUACCCCGUGUACCUGCCCCACGGGAGUCCCACGGUCCCGCACCGGCUCCUGACCCUCACGCUGCUGCCGGGCUUGGAACUGUGUCUGCUUUGCGGGCCGCGCCCGUCCCUCAGCCAGCUGGACUCUCAGCUGUUGGAGCGUUGGUGGCAGCCUUUGCUGGACCCUCUGCGAGCCUGCCUGCCCUUGGGCCCGCGGGCUCUUCCAGACGGCUUCCAGCUGCACACCGACAUACUCGGGCUACUGCUACUGCACCUAGAACUGAAACGUUGUCUUUUCACUGUGGAGCCCCUGGGGGAUAAAGAGCCUUCUGCAGAACAGCGCCGGCGCCUCCUCCGGAACUUCUACACCCUGGUGACCACCACACAGUUCCCACCAGAAUCAGGGACACCAGAGAAGGCAGAGGAUGUGGUCCACCCAGCCCAGCUGCCCAGGGCCUGCUAUCUGGUGCUGGGGCCCGGCAGCGGGUGGCAAUUGGUGGCUCUUCAACUGGGGAUGCGGCUGCUGCUGCUACUACUGUCCCCUCAGAGUCCUACCCAUGGGCUGCGAAGCCUGGCCACACACACACUGCAUGCCCUCACCCCAAUCCUUUGA
Molecule: messenger RNA, 1475 nt
Organism: Perognathus longimembris pacificus (Pacific pocket mouse)
Lineage: Eukaryota; Metazoa; Chordata; Mammalia; Rodentia; Heteromyidae
Gene: Fuz
Product: fuzzy planar cell polarity protein
Exons: 11
Coding region: 228-1475 (415 amino acids)
Biological process (GO): vesicle-mediated transport; non-motile cilium assembly
Source: RefSeq, a predicted model, not a curated record